AGUCCCGGACAUGCGCAGUGUGUCCGGGGCAGAAACCAGUGGAAGGAAUGAUGGCGUCCUCGGCUGCUCGCUGUUCCUCACGCUGGAUUACUGUCAUCGUGUCCUCUGGACACCGCCGGGCCGCCGGUGCUGUUGCCUGCGCUGCUCAUGGAGGAGUCCGUAGUGUUUCUACGCUGGGAGCGGGAAAACCGUGGCGGGGAGGGAGCCUGGAGUGCGGGGGGGCAGGGAAAGCGUUGACAUUGAGAGGGCUGUCAGGUUUCAAAUCACCCCACGUAAUCAGCACACUGUCCUUUCACACAAGUGCCCCUGUCAGCAGUAAGCAGGACUUCUACCAGAUCCUUGGGGUACCUCGCACAGCAACCCAGAAAGAGAUCAAGAAAGCCUACUACCAGAUGGCCAAAAAGUACCACCCUGACACCAACAAAGAUGACCCACAAGCAAAGGAGAAAUUUGCUCAGCUGGCUGAAGCUUAUGAGGUCCUGAGUGAUGAAGGAAAGAGGAAGCAGUAUGAUACAUAUGGCUCAACAGGCUUUGAUGCUGGUCAGGCGGGUGGAAGGCAGCAGUACUGGACUGGACAGGCCAGCAGUGUGGACCCAGAGGAGCUUUUCCGCAAGAUCUUCGGGGAAUUCUCAGGAGGCCGUGGCUUUGGGGACUUCAACGCCAUCUUUGAUCAGCCACAGGAGUACAUCAUGGAGUUGACAUUCACUCAGGCAGCAAAGGGAGUCAACAAAGAGAUUUCCAUUAACAUGGACGCAGCCUGCCAGCGCUGUGAUGGUAAGGGCCACGAGCCAGGCACCAAGGUCCAGCACUGCCAUUCCUGCAACGGCUCCGGCAUGGAGACAGUAAACACGGGUCCAUUUGUGAUGCGCUCCACAUGCCGUCGCUGCGGGGGCAAAGGCACGAUCAUUUCCAACCCCUGUAACUCCUGCCGUGGGACGGGACAGACCAAGCAGAGGAGGACCGUGAUGGUUCCCGUGCCUGCAGGAGUCGAGGAUGGCCAGACAGUCAGAAUGCCAGUUGGGAAGAAGGAGAUCUUCAUCACAUUUAGGGUCCAAAAAAGUCCAGUGUUUAGGAGGGACGGUGCAGACAUCCACUCUGACCUUUACGUCUCUGUGGCACAAGCCAUCCUGGGUGGCACGGCCAGAGUACAGGGCCUUUAUGAAACACUCAAUUUAUCAAUCGCUGCAGGCAUCCAGACCGACCAGAGGAUCCGUCUGGCAGGGAAGGGAAUCGCGCGCGUCAGUGGCUAUGGCUUCGGUGACCACUAUGUCCAUCUUAAAAUAAAAGUACCCAAGACGCUGACAGACAGACAGAGAGCUCUACUGAUGAGCUACGCUGAGGAUGAGACAGAAGUGGAGGGGACGGUUAACGGUGUCACUGCCACCACCACAGGUAAGAGGUCUUCCUGGAACUGAGAUGCUUCAUCACAUGGCAAAGGGUACAGCGUAAAGCGAGGACAGCCACAUUCUAGAGAAAAGGACAGAGGAACGAGGAGUAUCAGGGUGUUGGAUGAGGCACACAGUUGUUCUGAAUGGAUCAGCACAGACCUACCUAACCACUGCAGUGAAUAAGGCAGAGGAUUACCUGCUCUGUUCCUCUGCCAAAGUGAAUCCGCACACAAGGGGAUGUUCCAGUGCUCCAAACACCUCCCUGUCAAAUGUCCGUUAUUGCCAUUUUAGCAACAAAGACUGGUCGUUUAUCAUAGCAGUCUGUGCAUGUUGGUUUUCUGUCGAUUACAGCAAGAAAAACAUAAUAGUGAUAACAGAAUCCACAUGAACAGAAAUAAACUAUUAUACUGACAAAGAC
This is a messenger RNA of Thunnus maccoyii (southern bluefin tuna), 1806 nucleotides long. It is a transcript of the gene dnaja3a, whose product is annotated as DnaJ heat shock protein family (Hsp40) member A3a. Gene Ontology annotation, molecular function: ATP binding; protein kinase binding; heat shock protein binding. Gene Ontology annotation, cellular component: mitochondrion. The record is from RefSeq and is a predicted model, not a curated record. The transcript is spliced from 11 exons. Bases 48 to 1415 code for a protein of 455 amino acids. Gene Ontology annotation, biological process: negative regulation of apoptotic process; protein folding; response to heat. Lineage: Eukaryota; Metazoa; Chordata; Actinopteri; Scombriformes; Scombridae.